UUUCCUCUCUCUCUCUCUCUCUCUUGUUGCCACUUUUCCUCUCGCAUUUUCGCUGUAUCUAUUAAAUCCUCUUCCUUUUCUCCGAUCUGGGAGAGAGAUCGAGGGGGUGCGUGAAAGACAGAGAGAUAGAGAGAUUUCGUGUUCUGUGUGUUUCCGCUGAUCCAUUUUUGUGUUCUGCCGAAUUCGAGGACCGGGAGUAGCUGCAAUGGCGGUCCAUCCUUUCUUGAACGGCGGCGAGAAGAAGCACUGGUGGCUCCGUAACAGAAAGAUUGUGGAGAAGUACAUGAAGGAUGCGAGGAGCUUGAUAUCGACCCAGGAUCCAGAAGACGUCGCAUCGGCUCUUCGCUUCCUAGACGCCGCGCUCUCGCUCUCUCCUCGCUACGAACUCGCUCUUGAAAUCAAAGCCAGAUCGCUUCUCUACCUCCGCAGAUUCAAGGAUGUCGCCGAUAUGCUUCAGGAUCACAUCCCCAGCCUCAGAAUGACCGGCGACGACUCCGGCGUCGUCUCGUCGGAGCUCUCUUCUACCCAGUUGUCGCGGGAUGGAGUCAAGCUUCUGAGCGAAUCGCCGAGUCAUAACUUGUCGUCGUUCAAGUGCUUCUCGGUCUCGGACUUGAAAAAGAAGGUCAUGGCAGGACUCGGUAAAAACUGCGGCGAGGAAGGUCAAUGGAGGUACUUGGUCCUGGGUCAAGCUUGUUGCCAUCUGGGUCUAAUGGAGGACGCCAUGGUUCUUCUCCAAACCGGAAAACGCCUCGCCACGGCGGCGUUUCGCCGCGAAAGCAUCUGUUGGUCCGAUGACAGCUUCACACUCUUCUCCGCCGGCGACAAUGGCGGCGGUUCACCCCCCUCCUCCUGCCCCACUACCUCCGCCGCGUCUCAGCUCCGACCCCUCACCGAGGCCGAGAGCGUCGCCCACAUGCUCUCCCACAUCAAACUGCUCUUGCGGCGGCGCGCCGCCGCGCUCGCGGCCCUCGACGCCGGACUCUACACGGAGUCCAUCCGCCACUUUUCCAAGAUCGUCGACAGCCGCCGCGGCGCGCCGCAGGGUUUCCUCGCCGAGUGCUUCAUGCACCGAGCCUCCGCAUACAAAGCCGCCGGUCGGACAGCGGAAUCGAUCGCCGAUUGUAAUAAAACCCUAGCCCUCGAUCCGUCCUGCCUCCAAGCCCUAGAAACCAGAGCCUCCUUGCUGGAAUCCAUCCGGUGCUUCCCCGACUCUCUUCACGACCUGGAACACCUCAAGCUCCUCUACAACUCCAUCUUACGAGACCGGAAACUCCCCGGUCCGGUUUGGAAACGGCACAAUGUCCGGUACAGAGAAAUACCGGGAAAAUUAUGCGUUUUGACGACAAAAAUCCAACAACUGAAGCAAAGAAUCGCAAACGGAGAAAUCGGGAAUGUGGAUUACUACGGCCUGAUGGGAAUCCGACGAGGGUGUUCGAGAUCAGAGCUGGAGAGGGCUUACUUGUUGCUGAAUCUAAGGCAUAAACCGGAGAGAUCGAUGUCGUUUAUAGACCGGUUUGAGUUAACCGAAGAAGAAGAAAUGGAAUCGGUUAAGGACCGGGCCAGAAUGUCAACUCUAAUGCUCUACAGAUUGAUCCAGAAGGGGUAUUCGGCCGUGACGAGUGACAUUGCGGCAGAAGAAGAAGCCGCCGAGAAGAAGACGAAAGAUCAGAAGAUCGAACCCAUUAAUAAUAAUAAUAAUAAUAUGGUGAAAGGAGUGUUUUGUAGAGAUAUUGCAAUGGUGGGGAAUCUGAUUGCAAGAGCCCGGUUUAGUCACCCGGUUACGGUCAAGUACGAAGCUCUCAGUUACUGAAUUGUUUCGGUACUAUUAUUAUUAUUUUUGUAAUGGCCCGUUGGGCGAGGCUGUUUGAUUUUAUUUUUGUUCCUACUUCA
Tarenaya hassleriana is the source of this 1890-nucleotide messenger RNA. RefSeq lists its product as uncharacterized. The transcript has 4 exons. Gene Ontology annotation, molecular function: protein binding. NCBI's taxonomy places the organism in Eukaryota, Viridiplantae, Streptophyta, Magnoliopsida, Brassicales, Cleomaceae. Bases 206 to 1810 code for a protein of 534 amino acids. The record is from RefSeq and is a predicted model, not a curated record.